AGCAAAUGUGUUGAAUCUUAAUUGAUUGAAGCCCGAUACUGUACUGUGCAUUUGUGGCGUAGCCUACCAGAUUGCGGUUUAGAUGAAGAGUUCUAGACAGGAGACCCGAAGGCUAUGGCAGCGGAUGAAACCUUUAAGAAAAACCUAAAUAAAAGCAUGACGUUGCUAGCUGUGUAGUUUGUCUACACCUUCCUUUCACUGCAACUGCAGUUUCUGCAGAAAUGGACUUUAAUACAUUUGGUGUGUAAAAAGUGAGUCAGUUUGACAUCUGUAAACAAAGUUCUCAAUGUUUGAGUGGAGCUGAGGAGAAAUCUAAUCUGGUUCUUGAAGUCGCCGAUUCUGAGUGGAAGGGAGUGUUUAAAUUAUUAUCAGUUGACAUAGAGUAUCAGCAUUUGUAUGAAACUGAACUGUCUGUCAGACGCUUGGUCUUUCUGUGCAUGAUUUAGCUCUUUGCAUGCCUUGCCGUUGAUGACAACACAAAGUAAAUAGUGUUCCACAAAAGUUUUCAGACAAAACUUUUGUGACUUAGAUAGACAGCGCAUGAAAAAAUGCUACUCUUCAAUGAUUGUGUUGUCGCUCUUGAUGUUGCUAAAAGUCACUUGUUAGUCCAGCUGUGUCUCUAUCAUCUGUACACAAACUCACCAGUCGAAAGGGGCCUGUUAGUUGACUGCUACUGGCUCUUGUGUGUAGGAGGUGGUGGUUUUGACAUGUCAUAGCUAGCACCAGGCUCAAGGAGGGGCAGGAGGAGGGAAGGUGGAAGAGUAUGUUUCACAGAGCGCUUUCAGUUUGUUCUCAAGCAGUCAGGUAUGCGCCUUCCACAGCAUGACGGGGGCUCUUCAAACAGCAAACCGGGAACUGCUAAGAUAAAAACAUUAAGUUAGGAGAGUUUUGGACGUUUUUUUUUAGCUGGGCUUCAGAUUGUCAGUAGGAGAGUCCCUCCUGCCUGAAUCCACGAGAGCACCAUGCAGUUCUGGAGCCUUCUCAGCUGUGCACAGGGAGAUAUUUCAAGGAUAUCUUACUACACAGAGUAUGACGGACACCUAGCACCCACUAAAGGUAUGGCGGCGGCUUACCUGGACCCCAACCUGAACCAUGCUGUGUCCAGGGGUCAAGCCCGGCUCAGUGCUGGGAUGGAGCGCCCUCCUGGUAUGCUGGAGCGACUGCUCAAGAUCUUCCACUACUUCGAGAGCAGCAGUGAGCCUUGCACCUGGGCGAGCAACAUCCGACACGGGGAUGCCACGGACGUCAGGGGGGUCAUCCAGAAGAUUUUGGACAUCCAUAAGGUGAAGUGUGUGUCCAGCUUCGGUCUGCGUCUGAGCCACCUCAAGACGGGGGAGGUGCACUGGCUGCACCCUGACCUGGGGGUGUCCCACGUGAGGGAGAGAUUCGAGCGCAUGUACCCCCAGGAUGAGUGGAGGUAUGAGCUGCGGAUACGCUAUUUGCCAAAAGGAUUCCUGAACCAGUUCACCGAAGACCAGCCAACACUCAACUACUUUUAUCACCAGGUUAAGAGUGACUACAUAUUUCAGACAGGGGAUCAAGUAGACCAAGACAUUGCACUUAAACUGGGCUGUCUUGAAAUCAGGAGGUUCUUCCGGGACAUGAGAGGAAAUGCACUGGACAAGAAGUCAAAUUAUGAAUUAUUAGAGAAGGACGUGGGGCUGAGGAGAUUCUUUCCCAAGGGGUUGCUGGAAUCUGUCAAGGCAAAAGCACUGCGGAAGUUGAUCCAACAGACCUUCAAACAGAUUGCCAACCUCAACGAUGCGCAGUGCAUCCUCAAGUUCUUCGAGAUUCUUUCGCCGAUCCACAGAUUUGACAAGGAAUGUUUUAAAUGUGCUCUGGGGACCAGCUGGGUUAUAGCAGUGGAGCUGGCCAUCGGUCCUGAAGAGGGCAUCAGUUACCUCACAGACAAGGGCUCCACGCCCACCCAUUCUGGCUACUUCACGCAGGUGCAGAGCAUCCAGUCCUCCUGCCUGGAGGAGAAGGAGCGCAAAGGCAUGCUUCUGCUGGAUGUGGCCGGUGCUCCUGAGCCUCUCACGGUCACCACAUCAUGUAUGACCACCGCCGAGAACAUGGCCGACCUGAUCGAUGGCUACUGCCGCCUGGUCCAUGGCACGUCUCGCUCCUUCAUCGUCCGAGUGCACAAAGAGGGAGAGAGAGCCUUGCCCUCCAUACCCAAGUCAAUGCCAAAGUCAACGCCAAAAGUCUCCAACCAUGACAAGCGCUUGGAGGGCGUGAGGACGAGGGCCAUAUCUGUCUCAGAGGACAUAAGCGGGGACGAAACAGAUGACUAUGCUGAGAUCAUAGAUGAAGAGGACACCUACACUAUGCCAUCAAAGUACUAUGGAUUAGAUGAAGCUAGAGACUAUGAGAUCCAGAGGGAGAGGAUUGAGCUGGGCCGCUGCAUUGGAGAAGGGCAGUUUGGAGACGUUCACCAGGGAGUGUACAUCAGCCCGGAGAACCCUGCACUGUCUGUGGCCAUAAAGACCUGCAAGAACUGCACCUCAGACAGCGUCAGAGAAAAGUUUCUGCAGGAGGCCUUGACCAUGCGGCAGUUUGAUCACCCCCACAUUGUGAAGCUGAUUGGCGUGAUCACGGAGACCCCUGUGUGGAUCAUCAUGGAGCUGUGCACCCUGGGCGAGCUGCGCUCCUUCCUCCAGGUCAGGAAGUACAAUCUGGACCUGGCCUCCCUCAUCCUCUACUCCUACCAGCUCAGCGCCGCCCUGGCCUACCUGGAGAGCAAACGCUUUGUACAUAGAGAUAUAGCUGCUAGAAAUGUCCUGGUAUCCAAUGUGGAUUGUGUGAAGCUGGGGGACUUUGGUCUGUCAAGAUACAUGGAGGACAGUUCUUAUUACAAAGCUUCUAAAGGGAAACUUCCAAUUAAAUGGAUGGCACCAGAGUCCAUAAACUUCAGACGUUUUACCUCAGCCAGUGACGUGUGGAUGUUUGGCGUCUGCAUGUGGGAGGUCCUCAUGUACGGGGUUAAGCCCUUCCAGGGGGUGAAGAACAAUGACGUCAUUGGCCGCAUUGAGAAUGGCGAGCGGCUGGCCAUGCCCCACAACUGCCCCCCUACCCUCUACAGCCUGAUGACCAAGUGCUGGGCCUACGACCCCAGCAAGAGGCCUCGCUUCACGGAGCUCAAGGCUCAGCUCUGCACCAUACUGGCCGAGGAGAAGGCCCAACAAGAGGAGCGCAACCGCAUGGAGAUGAGGCGGCAGGUCACAGUGUCCUGGGACUCCGGAGGCCCGGACGAGGCACCACCCAAACCCAGCAGGCCUGGUUACCCCAGCCCCCGCUCCAGCGACGGGUUCUACCCCAGCCCCCAGCACCUGGGCCAGCACAACCACUACCCGAUCUCUGGUUACCCCGGCGCUCACGGAGUGCCACACAUGCACAGUGGGGGAUUCCCCCCUCAGGCGUCUGGUCUGGACACACACGACGGCUGGAACCAUCACAGACCCCCACAGGAGGUGCCCAUGUGGUCCCCCAAAAUGGAGGAUGGGUGCACUUUGGACAUGCGUGGUCUAGGACAGGGUCUGCCUCAGCACCUGAUGGAGGAGCAGCUCAUGCUGCAGCAGCAUCAGAUGGAGGAAGACCAGCGCUGGCUGGAGCAGGAGGAGCGCUUCCUGAAGCCUGAAUCAAGGGGAAGCAUUGACAGAGAAGACUGCAGCCACCAGGGUCCAACAGGAAACCAGCACAUAUACCAGCCUGUAGGCAAACCAGAGCAUGCAGCACCACCCAAGAAGCCUCCGCGCCCAGGAGCCCCCAGUCACCUGGGCAGUUUGGCCAGUCUGAACCCAGUGGACAGCUACAAUGAGGGAGUGAAGCCCUGGAGGAUCCAGCCUCAGGAGAUCCACCCUCCCCCCACUGCCAAUGUGGACCGCUCCAACGACGCGGUGUAUGAGAACGUGACGGGGCUGGUGAAGGCCGUGAUCGAGAUGUCCAGUAAGAUCCAGCCGGCGCCUCCUGAGGAGUACGUGCCCAUGGUGAAGGAAGUGGGUUUAGCUCUGAGAACGCUACUGGCUACUGUUGAUGAGACCAUCCCCACUCUGCCAGCUAGCACACAUCGUGAGAUUGAGAUGGCCCAGAAGCUGCUUAACUCCGACCUGGCUGAGCUGAUCAACAAGAUGAAGCUGGCCCAGCAGUACGUCAUGACCAGCCUGCAGCAGGACUACAAGAAGCAGAUGCUGACCGCCGCUCAUGCCCUGGCCGUGGACGCCAAGAACCUCCUGGACGUCAUCGACCAGGCCAGGCUCAAGAUGAUGAUGGGCCAGCCACGGCCCCACUAGAACUGACCCCGCUCACUGGAGGGUCCGGGGCGCAUGGGGGAUGGGUUACCUGUUCUUGGUGGACUGAACUUGGCACCACCGAAGCAGCAGGCGGGCGGGCGGACACCCUCCCCCAGACUGCCUCACACCAGCAUGUAGGACUCCACAUUAGGACUCUUGAUAAAGAGGGAACGAGGAGAUACACAACUUCCGAGAAACUCACUACUGACUGACUCCUCUGCCACAUCAGAUGAACAGACUUCUAGCCGAUGGCAAGGCUGCUGUAAUCUAUUGUGUGUGUGUAUGUAUGUAUGUAUGCGUAUGUCUGUAUAUGUGUGUGUAUGUAUGUAUGUAUGUAUGUAUGUAUGUAUGUAUGUAUGUAUGUAUGUAUGUGUGUAUGUGUGUAUGUGUGUGUGUGAGCUUAUGCUUGUAUGCAUUGGUUGUGUUGCUCAAAGGCCAAGUGGCACCCUGGAGUUAAACAUGUGAUCUCCUGGAUCAGGGCGAAGGAGCCUGAACUGAUGAACUGGAACGUUUGCACUGGUCACUUCACUUGGUGAAUCUUUUGAGACUCUCACACUCACACUGGCAGUAUCAGCCACCUGUCAGUGCGUGUUCAUUUCAGCUCAAAGCCACACACAGCCCUGGCCAUCUCCAAAUCUACUACUAAAGCAACAGAUUAAAUAAACCAUCACAAAGUAA
Molecule: messenger RNA, 4967 nt
Organism: Clupea harengus (Atlantic herring)
Lineage: Eukaryota; Metazoa; Chordata; Actinopteri; Clupeiformes; Clupeidae
Gene: ptk2ab
Product: protein tyrosine kinase 2ab
Biological process (GO): signal complex assembly; protein phosphorylation
Cellular component (GO): cytoskeleton; focal adhesion
Molecular function (GO): ATP binding; protein tyrosine kinase activity
Source: RefSeq, a predicted model, not a curated record